AUGCCGACUCAAAACGCCUGGAUCGUGGAUCAUGAGACCCGCAAUAAGUUCAUGAAGAAGUAUAAAACCCAAGUGGCCUCAGGAACUUCCACUAUAUGCGCGACUCUCGCGGUGACACCCUUAGAGAAUAUCAAAACACGAAUGCAAACCCACAAUUUCAAGAAUAUUUGGCAGUGUGCACGGUAUCUGUGGCGGACUGAGGGUCCGCGUGGCUACGUGGCAGGUGCUAUUCCUCCGCUAGCUAGUGUAACGGUUGUUCGUGUUGUCAACUUCACCACCUACAACCAUGCCAAACAUUCAAUCUCCGACUUUUUUCAGCGCAUCACCGGAGAAUCCCCGCUAGAUGAAUACAACAAGCCCGGAAGUACCCCUACUAUCACUGGAAUAUUGACCUUUACCACUGCCGGAUCAUUGGCUGGCUUAGCGACUUCGCCGUUUGCUUGCCCAUUUGAACUAGCCAAGAAUGUUGUUCAAACCUCAGUUCUAGUCCAUAACAGAUCCCAGGCAGCCCCUGGUGCAGCCGCAGAUCUUUCCCUGCGCCGCAAGCCCCGUCUUGGUACUGUGGAAGCAAUCAGGGAGAUUAUAAAGCGAUAUGGUGUUCGAGGUCUAUAUACUGGCUUCCGUCUCCAUGCUUUGCGCGAUACUGUGGGAUCCGGUCUCUACUUUAGUGUAUAUGAGACUGUGAAGCAGAUCGCUGCCAAAGAAUUGGGCAAAGAUACCUCUCCUUUCGGAGCUCCAAUGAUUGCUGGUGCUAUCUGUAGCACCGUCCCAUGGUUCUGUACUUAUCCUCUCGACACACGUAAGACUCGAGCUCAGAGUGUGUUGCUUGGUAAAUCCAAGGAGGUUGGCGAAGCUAGUAUGGCGGUCGCCAAGUCUAGCAUGUACAAAGGUAUCUCUAUUAUCCUUAUUCGUACCGGCAUUAACAACAUGAUCCUACUGAGCAUGUUUGAAUAUAUCAAAGCUCAGAUCAACGAGCUUCCUUGA
Penicillium taxi is the source of this 984-nucleotide messenger RNA. RefSeq names its product putative mitochondrial carrier protein. NCBI's taxonomy places the organism in Eukaryota, Fungi, Ascomycota, Eurotiomycetes, Eurotiales, Aspergillaceae. Gene Ontology annotation, molecular function: transmembrane transporter activity. The transcript has 6 exons. The record is from RefSeq and is a predicted model, not a curated record. Bases 1 to 984 code for a protein of 327 amino acids. Gene Ontology annotation, biological process: transmembrane transport.